Messenger RNA from Pyricularia grisea, 1600 nucleotides. RefSeq lists its product as uncharacterized. The record is from RefSeq and is a predicted model, not a curated record. NCBI's taxonomy places the organism in Eukaryota, Fungi, Ascomycota, Sordariomycetes, Magnaporthales, Pyriculariaceae. Bases 29 to 1552 code for a protein of 507 amino acids. The transcript has 2 exons. Gene Ontology annotation, cellular component: membrane. Gene Ontology annotation, molecular function: carbohydrate:proton symporter activity. Gene Ontology annotation, biological process: transmembrane transport; carbohydrate transport.
CUCAGUUGUCAGUCUCGUGCAACUCAUUAUGGAAAAAUCCAAAGAUAUCGAAACACUCCCCAUUGAGGGUACCAUCAGUCAUCAUGACAAGGUCCCUGUCACUCAAGAGCAGGAGCUCACCUUGCGAGAGGUUUUCAAAAAUCACAAGAUCAUCGUAUGGUGGUGCUUCUACUGGGCCAUGUGUGCUGUCGGAUGGGGCUUCGAUGCACAGAUCAACGGCGCCAUGAUCGCUGUCGACUCCUUCCGUCGCGAUUUUGGUUACCUCACCUCCGAAGGUGAGGCCAUCCUACCCGCCGAAUGGCAAGCCGCUUUCAACAUUAUCGCCUCGGUCGGUCAGAUAUUUGGUGGCUUCCUCUGCAGUUGGGCCGCCGAUCGGAUCGGUCGUCGCUAUUCUCUCAUCUGCGGUCUGGUAAUCUGCUCCGGUGGAAUCGCAGGAGAGAUUGCUUCCAACACUCGACCAGCCUUCCUUGUCUCCAAGCUCGUCCUAGGCUUCGGUCUCGGCUUCUACCUUACACUAGCCCCUUUGGCAUGCAGCGAGAUUGCACCCGUCGCCUUGAGAGGUAUUGCAACGGCCGGAGUAAACCUCGGCAUUGCCAUUGGUCAGCUGCUUUCAAACGCUGUAGUCAAGGCUUUUGGAGAGAGACCUGAUGCAUGGGCAUAUAAAGGGGGCUUUGCCACACAGCUAUUCUUUGUCUUGUUCUUGGUCGUCUUUCUCCCUUUCCUGCCCGAGUCGCCUUGGUACCUUGUCCGAACUGGGAAAAAGGAACAAGCCAUCAAGACUAUCAAGAAACUCUAUGGAAAAGAUUACGACGCUGAGAGACAAAUAAUCGCCAUGGAGGCUACCAUCGCCGAAGAAACUGCCACCAUUAGUGAACAACGUUUGAUCGACUGCUUCCGCGGCACCAACCUCCUACGGACGGGCAUUUCUACCGGCGUUUUCCUCUGCCAACACCUCGUCGGCAUCAUUUUCGUCCUUGGAUACUCAACCUACUUCUUCAAAUUGGUUGGCGUCCAGCAAUCCUUCGAUCUGGGCGUCGGUGUCACAGCUUGUGGUGUCUUGGGUAACAUCUGCUCUUGGUUCGUUGUCGAGCGCUUCGGUCGCCGUCUCAUCUUUGUCGGUGGAAUGGCCGCUCUGACCGGCCUGCUCUUCCUCAUUGGAAUCAUGGACGUGGUCCCGACCGCUGCGGCAGGCUGGGUCAUGGCCUCUUCUACGGUCGUUUACGCGUUUGUUUAUUUCAUGACCAUUGGCGCCAUGGCAUUUGCCAUCUUGGGAGAAGCUUCCAGCACCAGUCUCCGAGCCAAGACCAUCUCUCUGGCCACAGCCACUCAGGCCAUCUGUGGUAUUGUGUUUAAUUUUGCUAUCCCCUACAUGGUCAAUCCGGAUGAGGGUAACAUGGGAGGCAAGGUUGGUUUCGUUUUUGGUGGUCUAGCUUUGAUGGGUACGGUUGGAAGUUGGGUAUGGGUUCCAGAGCUCAAGGGCAAAACUUUUGAUGAGAUUGAUAGGUUGUUUGCAGCCAAGGUUCCGCCUAGGAAGAUGGGCAAGUCAUUGUAGGUAUGUUGGCGAUGGGUGAUGCGACUGUCAAAUAGUACAAAUGCACGA